GGUCCGGCACAGAGGGCUAGACCGCGCGGGAGGCAUGAAGGGGCCCGAGCUGCGCCCCAAUUCCUGGCACCUCGCGCUGCUCUUCUUCACUUACCUGGUGACUUCGCAGGAGCAGGACGGCCUUUCUAUUGCUGCGGCCGCAAAGAACUGUGUCUGCAAGGGCAAAAAUCACUGCUAUUGUGAUGGAACUAAAGGCAGUAAGGGUGAAAAGGGCUUUCCUGGUUACCCUGGCCCACCUGGUCAGAUGGGUUUCCCUGGCCCAGAGGGUCCCCCUGGACCACAAGGACCCAAGGGCUUCCCAGGGCCAGUUGGCUAUGCUGGACCUAAAGGUUCAAGGGGUAGACCAGGAGUUCCCGGUUAUUCAGGUCCCCCAGGUCUUCCGGGUGAACCCGGAAAUGCUGGUCCUCCAGGUCGUCUAGGUAUACCGGGAUGCAAUGGGACAAAGGGUGAGAGGGGGUUUCCAGGGCUUCCAGGACAAGGAGGACUUCCAGGAUUACCAGGUCCUAAAGGCACCAAAGGAGGAAAAGGCUGUCCUGCAAAUGGAUAUGACCAGAGUUAUAGUUCUCAAGCUGAUCCUGGAUUGCCAGGUAUACCUGGAUCUCAGGGUGAACCAGGACCUCCAGGAUCACCAGGGUUGACUGGGCCAGAAGGCCCUCCAGGUUUUCCAGGAGCACUAGGAAGACCAGGAUUUCCAGGUCCCAAGGGUCUCAUGGGUGUGAAAGUCAUUGGAGCCAAAGGAAUAAAGGGUGACAGUGGGCUAAUGGGGGCCCCUGGACCAACAGGAACAGUUAUCGUAACACUGACUGGAGCUGAUAACAUAACGGAAUUAAAAGGAGAUAAAGGUGAUAUGGGUUUUCCAGGACCCGCUGGACCCCGAGGAGAACCGGGUUUCCCUGGUGAUUUUCAAAGUGCAAAAGGAGAACCUGGAGAGCCAGGAGCUCAGGGUAGGCUUGGGAAGGAUGGUACCACUGGUCCACCUGGCUUGCCGGGAGAAAAAGGAGAACAGGGUAUCCCAGGAUUGACUGGAAAAGUUGGCUCUCAGGGGAGGAAAGGUGAAGUUGGCCGACAAGGAAUUCAGGGUCCAACAGAGUAUUAUGAUGAAAUACCUGGUGAAAAAGGAAAUAAGGGCUACUCAGGACCCCCAGGACUUAAAGGCCAACGUGGAGCACCUGGAUCGCAAGGUCCCUCUGGUGCCAUUGGUAGGCCAGGUGUUUCAAGACCUGGUCCCAGAGGUCCUCCAGGCUCUUCAGGCCUCAACGGAAGGAAAGGAGAUAGAGGACAACCUGGCAUAAAUGCUAUUGGACCACCAGGACUUCCUGGACCUCCAGGACGACCUGGCCCAGCAGGAUCACCAGGUCUUUCAGGACAACCAGGUCCAAUAACUUUUGAAAGAGGCCCACUAGGAACCCCUGGAACUCCAGGAUGCAUGGGACCUCCAGGCCUUUUAGGACCUAGUGGAGCAAAAGGUGAAGAAGCAGGCCCAUGCAACCAGUGUACCUAUAUUAUGGGAGCACCUGGCAUUCCUGGUGUUCCGGGGGCAGAGGGUCAACAAGGAAUUAAAGGUGUGGAUGGAAUAUUUGGCCUUAAAGGAUCCCAAGGAUCCCCUGGGCAGCAGGGAUCUCCUGGAGUUCAAGGACUUGAAGGUCUUCCAGGAAACCAAGGCCUUAAAGGAUCGAAAGGUGUAUCUGUAUAUAUGCAGCCAGAAGGUCCAAAAGGUGACAGAGGAGAACCAGGACUCAGAGGAAGCCCAGGAGGGAAAGGGUUGGAUGGGUCACCUGGGAAAUCUGGAUUGGAAGGCUCAAGAGGUCCUGUAGGAACACAGGGAUUUGAUGGUCCAAAAGGGGAUAGAGGUGCACAAGGAUCAGUUGGUAACCCAGGUCUUCCUGGAGAGGUAGGGCUAUCUGGACCACCAGGAUAUGGGCCACAAGGAACAGAAGGUUCUAAAGGAUCUCAAGGAAAUCCUGGUUUGCCUGGUUUGCUUGGAGUAGCUGGGCCCAAAGGUGAAACUGGUAAAGUAAAUGCAAUUCCUGGCCCACCUGGACCUCAAGGGCCAGAUGGGAGAACUGGACUACAAGGAGAAAGAGGUAGUGUUGGAUCCAGAGGGCAGCAUGGGGACCCAGGCCUCCCAGGACCAAAAGGUGACCCAGGCUUAAAAGAGAUUGGAUUUCCUGGUUAUCCUGGUCUGAAAGGAGAUAAAGGACCUCAAGGAUCUAAAGGACUACCAGGUUGCCCAGGAAAAUUAGGAGAACCAGGCUUACCUGGAAAACCUGGGAUUCUGGGACAAAAGGGUGAAUUAGGCCAAAGUAUUCCUGGACAACAAGGUAGACUAGGUUCACAAGGCGAAGAGGGUAUGUCAGGUGAGAAGGGUGAAAGAGGAUUCCCUGGACUUCCAGGACUUCCAGGUCAACAAGGUCGUGAUGGUGCUGAUGGACCGAGAGGUGAAACUGGGUCUCCUGGAGUCCCAGGAGAAAAGGGCAUUCGAGGAAAAAUAGGUGAUUGCCGUAUUGGCUUACCAGGACCACGAGGUCCAUGUGGACCAAUAGGCCCGCAAGGAGAUAGAGGAGUAUUAGGAGCCAAAGGAGAUCCAGGUAUUCCAGGAUUAGAUAUCCCAGGCUUCCCAGGACAAUUUGGGCUUCCUGGAUUACUUGGCCUUCAAGGAGAUGAAGGAUUGCCAGGCAUCAGGGGACAGCCUGGCAGGCCUGGAGUACCAGGUAGACCAGGUCCAAGAGGAGAACUAGGCUUGAUUGGCACUGUAGGUAUUCCUGGAUUUCCUGGUGUUUUUGGAAAUCCAGGCCUGCCUGGAAGCCGAGGUUCUCCUGGCUUUCCAGGACCAAAAGGAAGAAAGGGGUAUUCAGGGGAAAAGGGUGAACCGGGUGAUAAAGGUCCUCCUGGAACAUCAGAGUCCAAAGUGCAUUUUGGAGCUAAAGGAGACAGAGGAGCUAAAGGGUUUCCAGGACAAAUGGGAAUCAAGGGAGAAAGAGGAGAGCAAGGUGUGCAAGGAUGUGUGGGUCCUAAUGGGCUACCAGGAACACCAGGUCCACCAGGUUCCAAAGGAGAUAAAGGUCUUCCAGGAAUUCCUGGGGGUCUGGGAUUGCCAGGAGCUCCAGGAGACAGAGGGAACAUGGGAGUGCCAGGUCCCAGAGGUGAGCAAGGCUCUUCAGGUUUGCCUGGAUCAUCAGGUAUACCCGGGCCACCUGGCUUUCUUGGUAUUCCAGGGGAUAAAGGAGAACCAGCCUGCCCUGGAACUGGGCUUCCAGGCAUCCCAGGACAAAAGGGUGAUCCGGGUUUCCCAGGAGAAAGAGGAAGAAAUGGUGAAAGUGGAUCACCAGGUCGACCAGGGCUUGUAGGAGAACCCGGACUACCUGGGAAAAGAGGGAAUAGUGGUUUACCAGGAAUUCCAGGACAAUCAGGACCUGCAGGCAAUAAAGGGAGAAAGGGUAGUAAAGGAUUACCAGGACAAAAUGGCAUCUGUGGCUCUCCAGGUUCAGUUGGUCAACCUGGUGAAGAUGGACCAGUUGGUGAAAAGGGUAGUCAAGGGCGUGAUGGUAUUCCUGGCCCUCCUGGAGAAAAGGGAGCCCAAGGUUUCCCAGGGCUGCAAAUUCCUGGCCCUCAAGGUGUUCCAGGACCUAAAGGUGUCAAAGGAGAUAUGGGAGUGGUUGGUUUUCCAGGACUACAAGGAGAUAAAGGUCUUAUGGGGGACCAAGGACCAAGUGGACCUCCUGGCUUACCCGGACAACCAGGACUUCCAGGGGAAUCAGGCAUAAGAAUUGCUGGCCCAAAAGGAAAUAAAGGUCCCCCUGGUCCAGAUGGGAAACCAGGUGUUCCUGGUAUUCCAGGACCUGCUGGACUCCCUAGCUACAGUAUUAAAGGCAGCAAAGGUGUUCGAGGUGCAGAUGGCUUACCAGGUCCACCGGGAACUAGAGGUGGUGUUGGUCUACCUGGUCCAGCCGGAAUUGAAGGUAACCCUGGCUAUCAAGGUCCUAGAGGUGAACCUGGUUUUCCAGGAUUUCCAGGGAGAAAAGGUGAAAAGGGUAAUAGGGGAUCACCUGGACCAACAGGAAUGGCAGGGCCUGGAGGGCCAAAGGGACUACCUGGUCCACCUGGACCAUCCGUGAAAGCAGUCUCUUUCCCAGGAAGCCCAGGACCUGCUGGACCUCCAGGAAACCCAGGAGGUCCAGGAGAUCCAGGUCCAAGAGGACCACCAGGGUUGCCAGGACCUCCUGGUAUAAAGGGCCAGCCAGGCCGUUUUGGGAUUCCAGGUAUAUCUGGGCCACCUGGACUAAAAGGAGACAAGGGAUUUCAAGGGCAAAAGGGAUUACCUGGAUUGCUUGGUUUCCCUGGUGUAAAGGGACUUCCUGGUUUCCCAGGAAGUUGCUUCUCUGGCCCAGCAAAAAGUGGCUUCAUCUUUUCUCGGCACAGCCAGUCAACAAAGAUUCCUUCAUGUCCAGCUGGGACUGCUCAAAUCUAUAGUGGCUAUUCUCUCCUUUUCGUACAAGGGAAUGAGCAAGCACAUGGACAAGACCUUGGUACAGCUGGUAGCUGCCUUCAAAGAUUUACCACCAUGCCCUUUUUAUUAUGUAAUCCCAGUAACAUUUGUAGGUUUGCUUCUCGCAAUGACUAUUCAUACUGGUUGACAACAGCAGAACCAAUGCCUUCAGAUAUGGCACCGAUUUCUGGGAAAGCUCUGGAGCCCUAUAUUAGCAGGUGCACCGUCUGUGAAGGCCCUGCAAUGAUGAUAGCAGUCCACAGCCAAACAACUUCAGUUCCACCGUGCCCUCAAGGAUGGCAGUCUCUUUGGAAAGGAUUUUCUUUUGUUAUGUAUACAGGGGCAGGCUCAGAAGCUUCUGGACAAAUGCUGGCAUCUCCAGGGUCAUGCUUAGAAUUUUUUUAUGCCAUUCCAUUUAUUGAAUGUCAUGGCCGAGGGACAUGCAAUUAUUACUCAAACUCCUACAGUUUCUGGUUGGCUUCACUAAAUUCAAGAAGAAUGUUCAGGAAACCAUUACCACAGACUUGGAAAGCUGGAGAAUUGGAAAAAAUAAUCAGUCGCUGUCAAGUCUGCAUGAGGAAAUCUAACUAAACAAAACUGUCAUUAGAGAAUAAAACUCAAGUUUUGUGGCACAGCACAAAACUAAACUAAACUACAACAAAAAGUUUUUAUGAACUUGUAAUCAACUAAAGCCAAACUGAAUUUAUACCAUGAACUUGAAAAACCAGUGCUGUAUUAUUAGUGCAAUAUUUUGACUAUUUUGUUAAUGUAAAAAUUCAGAACACUUUCUUGAAAUAAGUUGUUUGUACUUGCUGUACUGCAAGGUU
Molecule: messenger RNA, 5313 nt
Organism: Elgaria multicarinata webbii
Lineage: Eukaryota; Metazoa; Chordata; Lepidosauria; Squamata; Anguidae
Gene: COL4A3
Product: collagen type IV alpha 3 chain
Exons: 52
Coding region: 35-5077 (1680 amino acids)
Biological process (GO): extracellular matrix organization
Cellular component (GO): collagen trimer
Molecular function (GO): extracellular matrix structural constituent conferring tensile strength
Source: RefSeq, a predicted model, not a curated record